Messenger RNA from Trichoplusia ni (cabbage looper), 1334 nucleotides. RefSeq lists its product as uncharacterized. NCBI's taxonomy places the organism in Eukaryota, Metazoa, Arthropoda, Insecta, Lepidoptera, Noctuidae. Gene Ontology annotation, biological process: DNA integration. The transcript is spliced from 2 exons. The record is from RefSeq and is a predicted model, not a curated record. Gene Ontology annotation, molecular function: nucleic acid binding. The coding region runs from base 108 to 812 and encodes 234 amino acids.
UUGUAGCACACUGUUUAUUCUGUAUCUCACAUAAAAAAGUCGCUCGAGCUCCAUUACAGCCUAUUCAUUCCUGGGAAAAACCAGAAGUGCCCUUUGAAGCGGUCCAUAUGGAUGCCCUGGGACCACUCCCCGAGGCGGAUGGCUAUCGAUACGUCCUUAUGGUAAUUGUCGCAUUCUCUAAGUUCGCGUUACUUUACCCGAUGUAUCGGCAAGAUUCCAAUAAAUUGAACCGCAAUGUUACUAAUGUUUUUUCGCUCUUCGGAGCCCCUAAGUUAAUUGUUGCCGACAGAGGUCGUAUGUUCCAAAGUAGCGAAUUUCUCGACUGGGUUAGGGAUAUGGGUUGUGAAAAAUGGCCUUCUUUUAUCUGGAAAAUUCAACUCGUGCUGAACAUCACUCGGCACAGAACGACGCAAUACUCUGCCCUGAACCUGCUUGUUGGUAUAGAAGGGGCCACGCCUCUCAUCCGAAGUUUGGUACGCGAUGUGGUGUUGGAAGGUUCCAGUCCAAACAGGGAGGCUUUACGUGAAAUGGGCCGACAGAGAGCAUCGGGACGGCUCAAGCAAAAUCAGCAAAGCCAGGAUAAUUACGUUAAUCAAGGCAGAAAGGCGCCUCGUGGCUUUGAAAUAAAUUCCUUAGUUUUUGUCAAAAAGCAGGCACAGUCCACGGGGAAGCUAGACUCCGGUAUGCGCGGCCCGUACCGUGUGACAAAGAUUCUUCCGCAUGGGCGCUAUGAGCUACAACUCCUUGCUGGCUCCUACGGGAAGUCGACGCAAGCAGCAGCGGAUUUUAUGAUUCCGUGGCGUGGAGAGUAGACACCUGAAGUAUGUGCUGCUUACUUUGAUGGUGCGUUGCUUGGCUACUCCAAGGCAGGUUGCAAACUGUCCUUGGGUAUGUUGUCAGAAAUAGCUAACGUAGUGCUUCCUUUCUGUGUAUACGAUUGUCGGGAGAGAGCUAACGUCGCGCUUCUUUCCUAACGAUUGUGGGGCGAACAUGCAAACGUCGGGCCUCUGUCUCGCCGGGCUAAGCUAUGCUAACGUCGUGCCUAUGCCUUACACCAUGAUUAAGUUAUGCUAACGUAGCGCCUAUGGCUUAAACAUUGCUUGUGUUGCUUCGCAUCUUGUCGAUAUGAUGGAGGCAUCAUAUUUAUGGGAUGUUAAAUUUCGCAUUUUCAAUUGCUGUUAAUGUGUGUACGUAACCUAAUAGAUGUUGUUUCCGUGCAUAGGUGCAGACACGGAGGAUGAAGAUCCUGGUGCCACUCAACCAGAUGAAGCAGUUGAUUUUGGUCGCGGGUUACCGCCACCGGCUCUAACUGCACGGCGGCCUGUGGAUGAUGA